Messenger RNA from Oncorhynchus masou masou (cherry salmon), 4024 nucleotides. It is a transcript of the gene st14a, whose product is annotated as ST14 transmembrane serine protease matriptase a. The transcript has 18 exons. The record is from RefSeq and is a predicted model, not a curated record. Gene Ontology annotation, biological process: proteolysis. Gene Ontology annotation, molecular function: serine-type endopeptidase activity; protein binding. Bases 523 to 2745 code for a protein of 740 amino acids. NCBI's taxonomy places the organism in Eukaryota, Metazoa, Chordata, Actinopteri, Salmoniformes, Salmonidae.
CGCCCUGAAACCCGGAGCUCCGGAAAAACAUUAUGCAGGUACUCGACAACAGGACUGAAUCAUACGUCCAAACAGUUGUUUUACAACUAAAACGAGAGUUUCUAUUGGACAAAUUCAGGUAGAUCACUCCCCGUGUUGUUACGUUUGUUUCCGUUUAAGAAAAGUUUUGCAACGGAAUCAGCGUAAUGAAUUUCUCCUCAGAUUUCCGCGGUGGGUCCGUUUGCUAUCAUUCCUGGAGGAUACCACACUAUUAAAAGUGCGAUUUGCUACAAAGGAAAUACUCUGAGUUCAUAUUGAUUGUAUUGACAUUGGUUUCCUGAACUGUACUAUUUCGGUUGCCGUGUUUAUUUUUUUAAAUAUAUAUAUUUUUGCUGGUUUGUGAAUCACCUGUUAUCGUGGAGGCCGCAGGACUCCAUUGAAGACAAAAGGCCUACCCUACACUCCCUCCCCUUGGAAUUUACCUGAGGAGUAGCUGGCCUACAGACAUCAGGAACCGACAGAUCUAUCUGGUCGCCAGCCACCAUGGACUACAAGGACUCUGGAAUGAGAUACACCCCCAAUAAGGGACCGGACAGGGACUGGGACCAGGAUGUGACGUUCCUCCCAGCAGCUGACAGUAAGAAGUUAGAGAAGAAGAAAGGACCAGGGAGAGUCGGGGCUGUGAUCAGCAUCGUUAUCUUCGCUGCUGUCAUCGCCCUUAUGACUGGCCUACUGGUCUGGCACUUCCACUAUCGUAAGGACACGCGUAUCAAGAAGAUGUACAGCGGGUCGAUGAAGAUCACCAACCAGGUGUUUGAGGAUACCUAUGAAAACUCCAACAGCACUGAGUACAGAGCGCUGGCCGAACAGGUCGUUAAACAGCUGAGAACACUCUACCACAAGAUGCCCCAGCUGGCCAAGUACUAUGUUGGCUCCAGCGUACAAGCCUUCAGCGAAGGCAGUGUGAUAGCCUACUACCUGUCAGAGUUUGAAGUACCACGUGGUCAGGAAGCAGCUGUGGACAAGGCCAUGUCCUCCAUGGACACGGUAGUGGAUAAGGUGCAGAGGGGCUUGACGAACAGCAGGCCUGGCAACGAUCUGUUGUUUGAGGAUGUCAUGAACUCUGCUCUGGACUCUAGAAUGUUCUCAGAGUCCUUCAGUGAAUACUACAGGUACUCAGAACACACCAGAGCGAAUACGAUUGUUCCAAUCAUGUCACCUGGUUUCCCCAAUACUCCGUACCCGCCCAACACCUUCAUCCAAUGGCAGCUGAGAGCCGACCCUGGUCACGUGCUCAAACUGGACUUUGAUACCUUCAACCUAGAGGAGGACUGUCGUAACGACUUUGUUAAGGUCUACGACUCCCUGGUGGCCAUCGAGAGCCACGCCAUGGAAGAGAUUUGUGGCUACCACUCUCCCAGCUCCCCCCUGACCUUCCAGUCCUCCCGAAACGUGAUGCUGGUAACCUUGGUAACUAACAACGAAAAUAACUACCCAGGACUCAGAGCGCACAUCUCUCAGAUCCCCCGGAACAGCAAAGAGCUGGCAUGUGGUGGCCAGCUAUCAGGAGAGACUGGGCUUUUCACAUCCCCAAACUACCCCAACUACUAUGCUCCCAACACCAAAUGUGAAUGGGAUAUACAGGUCCCUGCUGGUAAGUCAGUGAAGGUCAAGUUCAGUACCUUCCUGUUAUCAGAGCUGGGUCAGGAGAACACAAAGGACUGUAACAAGGACUAUGUAGAGAUCAACAACAAGAGGUAUUGUGGAGAACUUCCAACCAGUCCUGUUGUAACCAGUGACACUAACACCAUGAAGGUAGUCUUUUACUCCGACGCCUCGUAUGUCGACAGAGGAUUCAGCGCCACGUACGAGACCUUCGAAUCCACAGACCCCUGUCCUAACAAGUUUCAGUGCAACAACCAGCGUUGUGUCAACACACAACUGAUGUGUGACGGCUGGAACGACUGUGGAGAUAUGAGCGACGAGAUGAACUGCAAGUGUGAUUCCACUCAGAUCAGCUGUAAGAACGGCCUGUGUAAGCCCCAGUUCUGGGAGUGUGAUGGAGUGAACGACUGUGGAGAUGACACCGAUGAGCAGAACUGUGGUGCUUGUAAAGCGGGGGAGCUGACAUGUCAGAACGGAAAGUGUGUGUCGGAGAAGAAACGCUGUGACGAGAAGGAUGACUGUGGCGACGGGUCAGACGAGAGCGACUGUGGACGAAUUAUGAAUAAUGUGCAGUGUUCUGACUCCACCUAUAAAUGUGAGAACAACAAGUGUACCAACAAGGAGAACCCUGAGUGUGAUGGAACACCUGACUGUGAGGACAAAUCAGAUGAGGCCAACUGUGAUUGUGGGCGGAGCCUGUUUAAAACUAGCCGUAUCGUGGGUGGACAGGACGCAGAAGAAGGGGAGUUCCCGUGGCAGGUCAGCCUCCACAUUAAGAACAGUGGUCACGUGUGUGGUGCUUCCAUCAUCAGCCAGCGCUGGCUGGUUACUGCUGCUCACUGUGUACAGGAUGACGCCAAGACCAGGUAUUCCCAGCCAGGUGUAUGGGAGGUAUUCCUCAGUCUGGAUCACAGGAUGGGGCGCCAGUCCUACCAGGUGGAGGGGGAUUCUGGCGGGCCUCUGUCCAGUCCUGGUACUAGUCGUAUGUUCCUGGCUGGAGUGGUGAGUUGGGGUGACGGCUGUGCCCGUAGGGACAAGCCUGGGAUCUACAGCACCGUCACCAAGUUCAGGGGCUGGAUCAAGGAGAAGACCGGCGUGUAACAGGACUCGGGGAAACGACUAGGAAUGAUGAGGACAACCGGCCGAUGAACACGCCAGUACUGUACAGAUUACUGGUUCGCCGGGACUCGCCCUCUACCCUCCUCCGCUCCCUUCCAUUAUCCAGGAGUGGUGAACUAUUUUACACGCUUUGAUCUCAGGCCUCACAAUGCACUCCCUUUCAUAUCGAUGGACUAUGGACCGUUGGUUGGGUUUUCUCUGUUGAAAGGCAGAUGCCUUAAUGUCUAAAUGUUUAUUAUAAUGACUGGUGUCUGAAUGUGUAUUUUUGUUAUGAGGAGGAAUAGGUGGUUUUGUGGUGAAAGUGUUUUUAAGAAUUGUAAAUAAUGUCAAAUUUUGUGCGUUUUUAAAAAAAAUUUUUUUUUAGCUAUAUUAGUUUUGCCCAUUGCAAUCAGUCAUUUGGAUUGGAUACACACAACAUUUUCUGGUACGUUUUGCAUAGGUAGGAUUUGGGCCAUUUUUAAGGUGUAACUGUAGAAAAACUGUUACAUGCGUGUACACAAGGAGACGAUGUGUUCCGUUGCUUGUUUUGUCAUUGGAUUUGAAUCGUUUCCCCAUAGGUUUUGUUUUCUCGUCAUCUUUUAGAACGGUCUCUUAAAUGUGAAUUCAGACUCUUUUACUUGUUGCCCUUGUACUCAUGAAGGGGGUGGGGUUUGCAUUCCAAAUGGCGCCAUAUUCCCUAUGAAGUGUACUACUUUUGACCAGGAUCCAUAAGGGCUCUGUUUUGUUAAAGGUGGUACACUAUGUAUGGAAUGGGGUGCCAUUUGGAACACAGGGCUCAAACAGACGGGAUGGAGCUGGGGUCAGACGGGAUGGAGCUGGGGUCAGACGGGAUGGAGCUGGGGUCAGACGGGAUGGAGCUGGGGUCACUAUCUACUAUGAUUUGGUGUUUGACGCAAUAGUUUUUUGUUGAAAUACCAGGAAGUUCUGAUGCGACAUGAUGAUGAAUAACUUUUAUUUUUUUAAAUGUGAUUUAUUCCUUGAUGCUCUUCUUUUUUUUCUCCUCCCAACUUUAUUUUUCAUUUAAUUUGGGUCCGACGUCAACGCCUUUACAUCAGAAUAAAGCUUCAUUAGAGAUCGUCUGUUCGGUUAGCAUUGUGCAUAGAAAUACAUUGAUUUCACAACAUCUUUUUUUGAGGACAUGUACAAAUGAUCGAAUUUAACUUAGAAAUUAAAACAUUAUCCAGCAUUUAUCAAAUCAACCACUUACUGUAAUUGUUUUUUAUAUAUAAGUGUUUAAAAUAAAUAUGAACGACCAAACUUU